Messenger RNA from Acanthaster planci (crown-of-thorns starfish), 1625 nucleotides. RefSeq names its product ganglioside GM2 activator-like. Gene Ontology annotation, biological process: ganglioside catabolic process; lipid transport. Gene Ontology annotation, molecular function: enzyme activator activity; lipid carrier activity. Lineage: Eukaryota; Metazoa; Echinodermata; Asteroidea; Valvatida; Acanthasteridae. Gene Ontology annotation, cellular component: cytoplasmic side of plasma membrane. The record is from RefSeq and is a predicted model, not a curated record.
UCAAGUGACCUUUCCCCACUUUGGCCUUGUGUAUGUAUGAUAAGAAGUCAAUAAAAGGGGAUGAAUAUUGGUGUUCCUUGCACCACCAAUUAACACUAUCAUCGUUAAUGAAACCACAACAAAAACCAAGUGAUUUGCUAACAACUACAAAUGCAUUUACUGUUUUGCUAAAAGCAACACGGACAUCUCCUGAUAUUUUUGGAAUGUGACAAUGCGGAUUUUGCGAGUUUACGUAGCCCCAAAAUCUACAAGGACUCGGACAUUUCCUUAUCGUAAGUCAGCUUGGUUUUUCUUUCAAAGUCCGUCGACCUCGAUCAAGCAUUAUGCAAGUUCAAUGGACAGAAGAGCUAACGCACUUUGACUAGUGCCGGCCUUAUUAGUACAACACGCAGUGUCCGUUCUCGCAGAAUAGUUCGAGGCACAAUACAAGCGAUCAGUGUUGGUGAGAGAAUUUCUAAAUUCUAACUUUAAAUUUAAAGAUGAAACCCAUCCUUGUGACGAUCAUUCUAGUGGCGCUCUGCUUGAUUUUUGGAAGUGAAGGUUCUUAUUUCUCUUGGAAGCAAUGUUCUUCAACGGCUGACACAGCACUCCAAGUUGGAGAUCUGAGCUUCGCCCCUGACCCUAUUAAGCUGAAUGAUCAUGUGACUGUGGACUUGGGUUCAGAGGUUACAAGAAAUGUCACGUACCCCUUGACCUUGACCCUGACCAUCAACAAGGUGAUGUUUUGGGGUUGGAAGAUGAGGAUACCAUGUUUGAGUUUGCUCUCUGGUGGUCUACCUAUUGGAAGCUGUGAAUACGAUGUAUGCUCAGCCAUGGAGCAUCUUGAAACCACCUAUGGUUGCCCCAGUGAGUUCAAGAGUAAUGGACUACCAUGCCGCUGUCCCUUUGCCUCAGCUGGCUCAAGCUACAAUACCGCUAGCACAGAACCUGUUCGUUUGUUUCUUGAUACAACCAGUCUUCCAUCCAUCAUGACACCAUUCCUUAAUGGGAGGUACCACAUAAUAGCUGAGAUUACUGAUGGAAACAGCAAUAAAGUAAUGUGCGUUGAGUACAAGAUACAGAUAGGAUGAACUGGGAUGGGAUGUAAGAAGACAGUCUACUGAAAGAACACCUGAAAAGAUGCUUUGACUUCUUUUUCUGACUGUGCAGUAUCUUUUACCAAACAAUCAACAAGCAAAAAGUGACCAUCUGUUAGGCUGAUGUUCAAAACACAUAAAGCCUUGUAUUUCGUAAAUAUUUUUCUUAAACAUCUACACACUCAUGAGUCACUUCACAAUAUGGAAAUGAAAUCAAACAAAAAAUUCAAAACCCGAGAAAAGCUCUUAAGUUGUGAAACUGAAUAUUACAUUAUUUCAUAUCUUAUUUUACAGUCCAUUUGUAUGUCAUAUGGGCUCCAGCCUCUCAGUCAAUCGAUCAUUUCACUCUAACCUUUGUUCCUUUUUUGACCUUGAUAGACCGUUCUCUUAUUGGGAGGCCAAAGUUUGAAAGAAAUUUAUUCUUGGUAACAGCUUUUGCCUUAAUAUGCAUUAUUUAGCAUUCAGUAGAUUGGGUUUUGUGUUUUGAUGGCUGAGUGACAUUUUUUUAACACAGUCAAUUAUUUGCCACAAUACGGGUGAUUCACUAUA